GAUUUUGACAAAGGAAACUCAGUCAGAUUUAAACCUUCACGAUUGCUCCAAAGGAAGAGAGCGUUAAGUUUUCAGAAGGAGUUCUCAUUUGAAGAUAAAGAAGAACUUUCUAACAGCACAAAGGAUAUUGAUGCUAAUCUCUUAGCAGUACUUCCAAAAGUUUCAGAAUUAAGAAAACUGUUUGAACCAAACAACCGAGAUUUUUUGGAAAUGAAAAGAAAAGAGAGAAUAGCUAGACGGUUAGAGGGAAUUGAAAAUGAUACACAACCUAUGCUUCUACAAAACUGUCCAGGAUCAGUCACACACCGUUUACUAGAGGAAGAUACACCAAGAUACAUGCGUGCAACUGAUCCGUACAGUCCCCACUUAGGAAGAUCAAAUGAAGAGGAGGAAACUUCAGAUUCUUCUGUAGAAAAACAACCCAGACCAUCUAGAUACCGAGCAGAAACCACGGGAAGUAAUACAGAACCUUUGUAUAGUACAGGAAACAUGGAUGUCCAGGAACUAGAGUCAAAAGCAGAAAGAAUAGCUAGGUACAAGGCAGAGAGGCGGCGCCAGCUGGCAGAAAAAUAUGGAUUAUCUCUUGAUUCUGAUUUGGAUUCUGACUACUCAUCCAGAUAUACGCGGGCAAGGAAAGAUCCUGACAGCGUGGAAAGAAAGGGAGUGAAAAGUGAAAGGCUCGGUGGUGAAAACAAGGACUGUGGCUCCCUGUAUUUGUCCAGGACUGAGACGAAGGAGUCAAAGGGUGUGAUUUCUGAAUCCAAAGAGUAUUCCAGCCAUGAAAAGGAUGGUGUUCCAGAUAAAAAAGACCUCUCAAAUGAAAAGAGUGUUAGAAAAGCAGAUGAUGAUAGUGCCAUUAGACAGGCUUCUGACCCUUCAGCAACCUUGGAUAGUUCUGUCUCCCUUUUACUUUCUGGACGAGAAUCUUCUUCCUAUAACGAAGUGCCAAUAUCACCGAAACAAACCCCCAAAGAGUCCCUUUCUUCACCAAAGCGGGCAGCCUCACCAAUCCAUUUGCAGAAUGACCAGCCCUUGCACAGUAACAUCAGACAAAGUGCAGGGAAAGCAAAACCUGAAUGGUUUCUUCAGAAAGAUUCGGAAGGGGACACACCUUCACUUAUCAGCUGGCCCUCCAGAGUAAAAGUUAGAGAGAAACUGGUGAAAGAGGAAAGUGCUCGUGGAAGCCCUGAAGUUGUCACAGACACAGUAUCUCAGAGGAAAUCCCAUCCAAUGCCAGCCCACUACAUGCCUCUUCAGACAGAAACUUCUGCCUUUGAUAGGGUUGUAAAUCAGACCGUCAGUUCAGUCCGCGAACCAAUACAUGGCUAUAUUCAGCCUGCUGGCAUUGCUCACACAGCUCAGCUGAUGGCAACAGAAGAACCAGCAAACAUGUCUGUUGGCAGCCUCCUCCUACCAGACAAUGUUAGCCUCUUAACAAAAGCUGCUGCAUCAGAGAGUAAAAAGAAAGAGGCACUUGCUUAUGGAACAAAGCCUGAUGAAGAAGAUUCCUUGGAGGGUGAACAGGCUUCCAAAGGCAGAAGACCAAUUUUGCCAUCUGAGAUUCGCAAGCAAGGGAAGAACCAUGAAGGCAUCUUUGGAGGAGAAUUGGAUGCCCCUGUGGGGAGUUCCUCUUUCGCAAGCAAACUGAAAGUUAACUCAGAAGUUCAAAGAGAGCUGGAGUGCAAUAAAAGGCAGGCUCCUGAGCAGCAGUUUAAGACCCCUGAGAACAUAGAAAGGAGUGAAGCUGUUAUGUACAUACAGAGUGGAUCUGUAUCGCAGCCUGACAAGGCAAAAGCUCCUGUUCGGAAAGUGUCGACAGCAAAGCAUAAAGUCCUGACUCGCUCAAUGUCUGACUAUACUGUGGCUCCUAAGCUAGAAGCUUUUAAAAGUCAGGAGAGCGUGGAAGCAAAUGCACCCAAUGGUGAGAUUGGCAUGGUUGACACAAAAGUCUCUGUUGCCCAGCUCCGUAAUGUCUUUCUGGAGACUGCUAAUGCCAACAAGAAAACAGAACUUGAAUCUCGGUUUGAGAUGUCAACGGCAGGUAACACUUUGUCUGCCAAUGGUGACCGUGAAAGAGGGCCACGAAGGCCGAGGCGCUAUUUUACUCCUGGUGAAAAUAGAAAGACUUCUGAGAGAUUUAAAACGCAACCUAUAACGUCAGCAGAACGAAAGGAGACAGAUAGGUCAGUUUUGAGUGCAGAAAUACCAGCUGCUGAAGAUGAAGAAAAAUUGGAUGACAGAGCCAAACUAAGUGUAGCUGCAAAAAGGCUGCUUUUUAGAGAAAUGGAAAAAUCAUUGGAACUCAAAAAUAUUCCUAAACCACCUACAAGAAGUUCAGCAGUAGAGAGAAGACUGCGGCGUUUGCAGGAUAGAUCGCACACACAACCAAUUACCAGUGAGGAAGUGGUCAUUGCAGCUACUGAACCUACCCCUGCUUCACGUUCUGUGAAUACCCACACAGUAGUGACAAGAGUACCUAGUCCCACUGUAGUUAAGAGCACUGUACAACCUAUCAGCUUGCAGGCAUCAGCACACCAAAAAAUUUUAGCUAAAGAGGAGAUAAGAGCAGCCAAAGAGGCGAUGGGGCAAGAUCAAUCUGAUGAACCAGAUUCUUCCACCUUAAGUUUGGCAGAAAAGAUGGCUUUGUUUAACAGACUGUCUCAACCAGUAUCCAGGGCCAUCUCCACAAGGAGUCGAGGAGAUAUGAGGCACAGGAGGAUGAACGCUCGUUACCAGACUCAGCCAGUCACUCUUGGAGAAGUUGAGCAGAAUGAAAGUGGAAAAAUUACCCCCUUGUCAACUGCAGUUGCAACAUCAGUUUCAACAAUGGCCUCUGCCCUUUCUCCGCUGUAUGCUGGAGACCUGCACACAAAGCCAGUUAAUGAUGGAAGCGUGAGCUCUGCCACUAGAGCUGAUCCGAGAUUCCACUCCUCAGCAGAAAACUCUGACUCUUCAGGAAAACGUGCACAGAAGUCGGAACAGUGGCAGCCCUCAAUGGAAGUGCUAGAAAGCAACAGAGCAACAAAGAAGCACGAAGAAGAGAGAAAGAGGUUUCUAGCACAUGAAGCUAAUGAAAUUACAAAGUACAGCUCAUUUGAGGAAGAAGCCACACAUCCUGUUCCUGAAAAAACAGGAGACUACCAUAAAGAGACAACAUACAGCUUCCUGAGGAAGGGCAGCAUGGAGCUGUUUAGUUCACAACCACUUUUUCAGCCUCUUGAACAGAAGGAAAUUGAUACUCGCAUGCAAGGUAAAUGGGAAGUCAAAGAAGGCCAGUCCUUUGAAGAAAAGGUGGAUUUGGAAAGUGUUAUGAAACACAAGUUCUCUUUUGAAUGGGCAGACCAUGCUGAUCCUACUUCUGAACUCACCAGCACAUCAGCAAUGAGGACAUCUUCACAAACUGCAGCUGUAGCAUCCUGUAGACUGCAGGAGCUCUCCGAACAAUUGGAAGGCAAAUUUUAUAAGAAUUCCUGUGAGAUGUUUUCCUUUGGAGAGAACAAAGCACAAACAACUGAGGAUGUCCUUGAUAAUUCCAGCAAAACAAUGUCAAUUAAGGAAAGGUUGGCAUUGCUGAAGAAGAGUGGUGAAGAAGAUUGGAAAAGCAGGCUCAGCAAAAAGCAAGAGUAUGCAAAAGUGUCUGCCACUGAUCGUAGCGUGCAGAUGCAAGAAGUUGAGCAGCUUUUGAAGAAGAGAAUGGCAGAGAACCAGGAGAGUCAGAUGACCAUUGAAGAAAGGAAACACCUGAUUACAGCUCGAGAAGAAGCCUGGAAGUCCAAGGGUAAAGGAGCAGCCAAUGACUCCACGCAGUUCACUGUAGCUGGCCGAAUGGUAAAAAAAGGCUUGGCUUCUCCAAGUGCGCUAACACCAGUAGCAUCCCCUUUCAGUAGCCGGCAGAAGUCUACCACUCCCGUUACAAAGCCCUUGGAAGAAAUUGAAGCCAGGCCUGAUAUGCAGUUGGAAUCAGAUAUGAAGCUUGACAAGUUGGAGUCGUUCUUGGGAAGGCUGAAUAAUAAAGUUGCUGGGAUGCAAGAGACAGUGCUGACAGUUACAGGAAAAUCUGUGAAAGAGGUGAUGAAGCUGGAUGAUGAUGAAACGUUUUCCAAAUUUUAUCGCCAUGUGGAUUUCCCUUCCUCCUCAGUGCCUUUGGACCUUGAUGAGGACUUUGAUGCCAUCUUUGAUCCUUAUGCACCAAAGUUAAUAUCUUCUGUAGCAGAGCACAAACGUGCAGUUAGGCCUACGCGCCGAGUCCAGUCAUCAAGAAACCCCCUGAAAAUGCUGGCAGCAAGAGAAGAUAUCCUCCAUGAAUAUACUGAACAAAGACUGAAUGUUGCCUUCAUGGAGUCAAAGCGAAUGAAAGUAGAAAAAAUGUCUACAAAUUCAAAUUUCUCAGAAGUAGCACUUGCUGGCUUGGCAAGCAAAGAGAACUUCAGCAACGUUAGCCUGCGGAGCGUUAAUCUAACAGAGCAAAACUCUAACAACAGUGCUGUGCCAUACAAAAAGCUAAUGCUGCUGCAAAUUAAAGGAAGAAGACAUGUUCAAACAAGAUUAGUUGAACCAAGGGCCUCGUCACUGAACAGCGGAGACUGUUUCCUGUUGUUAACUCCACAUUUCUGUUUCUUAUGGGUAGGAGAGUUUGCAAAUGUCAUAGAGAAAGCAAAGGCUUCAGAACUUGCAACUUUAAUUCAGACAAAGAAGGAACUUGGCUGUAGAGCUUCUUAUAUACAGACUAUAGAAGAAGGAAUAAAUACCCAUACCCAUGCAGCCAAAGACUUCUGGAAACUCCUUGGUGGACAGACAAAUUACCAGUCUGCUGGAAGUCCUGAAGAAGAUGAAAUGUAUGAAGCUGCAAUAAUAGAAACAAAUUGCAUUUACCGCCUCGUAGAGGAUAAACUAAUUCCUGAGGAUGACUACUGGGGAAAGGUGCCAAAAUGUACCCUGCUACAACCAAAAGAGGUGCUGGUGUUUGAUUUUGGCAGUGAAGUAUAUGUAUGGCAUGGAAAGGAAGUUACUUUAGCACAAAGAAAAGUGGCAUUCCAGCUGGCAAAACACCUGUGGAAUGGCACCUUUGACUACUCCAAUUGUGACAUAAAUCCUCUGGACCCAGGGGAAUGCAAUCCCCUCAUACCCAGAAAGGGACAAGGACGGCCAGACUGGGCUGUGUUUGGCAGACUCACAGAACAUAACGAGACCAUCCUGUUCAAAGAAAAAUUUCUUGAUUGGACAGAGCUGAGGAAACUCAAUGAGAAGAAUUCUACUGAAUCUCUUCACCAGAAGGAAGAAUCCAGAUCUGACUCUAAACCAUAUGAUGUCAUGCAAAUGGUAGCUGUGCCCCGAACGACUGUAGGCACAGUCUUGGAUGGAAUGAAUAUUGGCCGGGGCUAUGGACUUGUAGAAGGAGAAGAUGGGAGGCAGUUUGAAAUUAUCACUGCAUCUGUGGAUGUCUGGCACAUCCUGGAAUUUGAUUACAGUAGACUACCUAAGCAAAGCAUAGGGCAGUUCCAUGAGGGAGACACUUAUGUGGUGAAGUGGAAGUACAUGGUGAGCACUGCAGUUGGAAGCAGGCAAAAAGGAGAGCAACAAGUAAGAGCUGUUGGAAAAGAGAAAUGUGUGUAUUUCUUUUGGCAAGGAAGGCACUCCACAGUGAGUGAGAAAGGAACAUCAGCACUGAUGACAGUGGAACUUGAUGAAGAGAGAGGAGCACAGGUACAAGUGCUUCAAGGGAAAGAACCACCAUGCUUCCUGCAGUGCUUCCAAGGAGGGAUGAUUGUGCAUGCUGGAAGAAGGGAAGAGGAAGAAGAAAAUGCACAAAGUGACUGGAGGCUAUAUUGCGUGCGAGGAGAAGUUCCCAAUGAAGGAAACUUACUUGAAGUAGCAUGUCACUGCAGCAGCCUGCGUUCCCGGACAUCCAUGAUUGUCCUCAAUAUAAACAAAGCUCUUAUCUACCUGUGGCAUGGCUGCAAAGCACAAUCUCACACCAAGGAUGUAGGAAGAACAGCAGCCAAUAAAAUAAAAGAACAAUGUCCACUGGAGGCAGGACUGCACAGCAGCAGCAAGGUGACGAUUCAUGAAUGUGAUGAAGGGUCAGAGCCCUUGGGAUUCUGGGACGCAUUAGGAAGGAGAGAUCGAAAGGCCUAUGAUUGCAUGUUGCAAGAUCCCGGAAAGUUUAAUUUCACCCCCCGCCUGUUCAGCCUCAGUAGUUCAUCAGGAGAAUUCUCAGCCACCGAAUAUGUUUACCCUUCAAGAGACCCUGCUGUCAUCAAUUCCAUGCCAUUCUUGCAAGAGGAUCUUUACACUGCCCCACAGCCAGCACUGUUCCUUGUUGACAAUCACCAUGAAGUGUACCUGUGGCAAGGCUGGUGGCCUGUGGAAAACAAAAUCGCCGGAUCAGCUCGAAUCAGGUGGGCUACAGACAGGAAAUGCGCCAUGGAGACAGUGCUCCAGUACUGCAAAGGAAAAAAUGUAAAGAAGCCACCAAAAUCCUAUUUAAUUCAUGCUGGCCUAGAGCCUCUGACCUCCACUAAUAUGUUCCCAAGCUGGGAACACAGGGAAGACAUCGCAGAGAUCACAGAAAUGGAUGCUGAUGUGUCUAAUCAGAUAAUCCUUGUAGAGGAUGUGCUGGCCAAGCUGUGUAAAACAGUGUAUCCACUAGCAGAUCUCUUAGCUAGACCUCUGCCUGAGGGAGUUGACCCACUGAAGCUUGAAAUUUAUCUUUCAGAUGAGGACUUUGAGGUUGCGUUAGAGAUGACGAGAGAGGAGUACAAUGCACUGCCAUCUUGGAAGCAGGUUAAUCUGAAGAAGGCAAAAGGACUUUUCUAAGUUGUGUUUAUUGGAGUGAGCACUAAAGGGAUGUCUUUUUUCACUUGCUAUGCCCUUUCAAAGAAUUGUACCCCACAUUUACAAAAUAAAUAGAAAUAAUCUGAAGUUAUUAGCGACUACCUAUCUGGAAGUGUGUAAUAUCAAAGGCCAAGAGAACUCUCUGGACAUGGAAUUCAGUUUUGACUCUUAAAAGUAACAUGUUUAAGCUCUGCUCUGCUAUGCACUCAAACAGUAGUUUCUUAAGCUACUGCAGCAGGUGUCCUCUGGCUAUAUCCAAUACUUGCCAUUUUUGUUUUUGAAGAAGUUCUCUUUGUAAAGUGUUAUUUUGUUAGUUUGUGGAUUACAAAGAAUUUAUAUUUAUAUAAACACAUAGAACAAGUAUGUAUUUAACAAUGCAAUAUAUAUUCACUUUCAAGACUUUCAUGUCAAAACUACAGAAAAGUAGCUGGAUGGCAGUUGCUUGUACUGAAUUAGCUGUACCACCAGUAUAUAUCUCUCAUGCAUUCUGAAAAGUUUCUCUUAGCAAUAGGUAAUGAAUUGUUCUCAGUGCUGCUUCAGGUGCUAAACUGAACAAAGCGUUUGUAUUUAUAGCAUGGAUUUCUUGAGAAACUAUGCGAAUCAACCUUUAUACUUUAUUAUCCAAAAAUGUAUAGUGCCUUGUUUUUUGUGUACAGUUUAUAUACAAAAAAAAAAAGAUUGGUCUGCAUUUUGAAGAUGGCUUAGAACAGUCUCCUAUGUUACUUUUAUAACAGUAGAAAUAAAAACAUCUCAGUUUCUAAUACUUGUUGUAAACAUUAAACAUGUUUUUGUGAUAUAAGAACUGAAAGUAAAAGCUUAUGAAUAAACUCUUAGCAAUGC
This is a messenger RNA of Antrostomus carolinensis (chuck-will's-widow), 7674 nucleotides long. It is a transcript of the gene SVIL, whose product is annotated as supervillin. NCBI's taxonomy places the organism in Eukaryota, Metazoa, Chordata, Aves, Caprimulgiformes, Caprimulgidae. Gene Ontology annotation, cellular component: cytoplasm; actin cytoskeleton. Bases 211 to 6816 code for a protein of 2201 amino acids. Gene Ontology annotation, biological process: barbed-end actin filament capping; actin polymerization or depolymerization; actin filament severing. Gene Ontology annotation, molecular function: phosphatidylinositol-4,5-bisphosphate binding; actin filament binding. The record is from RefSeq and is a predicted model, not a curated record. The transcript is spliced from 37 exons.